Molecule: messenger RNA, 1011 nt
Organism: Suillus fuscotomentosus
Lineage: Eukaryota; Fungi; Basidiomycota; Agaricomycetes; Boletales; Suillaceae
Product: quinon protein alcohol dehydrogenase-like superfamily
Exons: 3
Coding region: 1-1011 (336 amino acids)
Molecular function (GO): protein binding
Source: RefSeq, a predicted model, not a curated record
AUGGCUGCUAGAUUUUUCCGCAGGAAAGCUUCAACUCCUAGGAAAGAAUUUGAGGGCCAUGAGAACAUUAUAUGGAGUCUCGUCUUCUUGCACGACAAUGUUCACAUCGUGAGCGCAUCGCGAGAUGGCAUGAUGCGGAAGUGGAAUUGCGAUACGGGACAUCUUGUCGGUGAACCGUGGAAAGGUACGGGAGGAGAUAUAACCGCACUGGCAUUGUCACCGAACGGGAAGAUAAUUGCGUGUGGGAGGGUGAACAGGGGUGUUGAGCGGUGGACCACCAACGGAAAGAUGAUUAGUAAUUGGAGGGGUCACAGAAAGGCGGUGCGGUCGGUGUCGUGGUCUCCAAACGGAAAAUAUGUCGCCAGCGGGUCCAGUGAUGGAACAAUUAGCACCGAUAUGAUAUCGAAUAUAGCAGCUGUGGAGGAGGUGUGGAGUCUUUCAUAUUCACCUUUGGGUGAUAGAAUUGCAUCAGGUUGGAGCGACCAUACAAUUUACAUCUGGAACACAGCAAAUGGAGAGUGUGUCAUUGGACCUAUUGGAGGGGGGAAAGUCGUGACUUCGUUAGUGUGGUCGGGCACUAAACUCUAUUCCGCCUCCGACAGAUUCGCACGUGUUUUUGACACUACCACGGGCCAACUACUCCAUCGCUAUGCGCACGACCAUGACCUAUAUUCAGUAGCUCUUUCACCUAAGAACAACAUCCUGGCUUGCGUGGGGUUGUUCGGUGUUGUACAGCUAUGGAACACAAAACCACACAAACUCCGCCGAUCAGUCAGCCAGGAUCCUAAAACCAUUCAUUGUGUGUCAUUCUCACAAGACGGGAGAUACCUAGCUUACGGCGGAUACGACGGGAAACUCACUCUGUGGAUCGUCGAUGUCAACGCCCCUAAGCUUUCGCAGCACCAAAAUCAGCCUAAGUUCAUACUUCAUGCUGAUACUGCAGAGCCAUCGGGUUUCCCUCAGCCCCCCAAUCCAUCCUUAGCUCGACGCUUCUGGAACAUGAUAUCUUGA